UCGCCGGGGCCGCCGCCGCCGCCGCUCCGCCGCCCGCCCGGCCCGGCCCGGCCCCGCGGAGCCCGGGCACCCCCCCCCUUCCCCCGCCCCAAAUGAGCGGCGCUCCCGGCGGGCCCCGGCCGAGGACCCCGCCGAGCCGCGGAGCCGCGGCCGCCCCGUCGCCCCGGCCGCCCCCCGCCGACCCGCUGCGCCAGGCCAGCCGGCUGCCCAUCCGCGUCCUGAAGAUGCUCAGCGCCCACGGCGGCCACCUCCUGCACCCCGAGUACCUCCAGCCGCUCUCCUCCACGCCCGUCAGCCCCAUCGAGCUGGACGCCAAGAAGAGCCCGCUGGCGCUGCUGGCCCAGACCUGCUCGCAGAUCGGGAAGCCCGACCCGCCGCCCUCCUCCAAGCUGAACGCCGUGGCCGCCGCCGCGCCCGCCGCCGAGAAGGAGCCCACCGCCCGCCCCGCCGCGCUGAAGCCGCCGGGCAGCGGGGACGCGCCCGCCGAGGACAAGUCCAGCUUCAAGCCCUACUCGAAGGGCGGCGCGGAGCCGCGCAAGGACGGCGGCGGCGCGGACAAGGCCGGCUUUCGGGUGCCCAGCGCCGCGUGCCCGCCGUUCCCCCCGCACGCCACCGCCUCGCCCGGCGGCUCCCGCGGGGCCUCGCCGCAGCACCCCGACCCCAAGGGCGCCGAGGAGAAGAAGGAGCCCGAGGGAGGCAAGCCCAGCCCCGAGGGGACGGGCGGGGGGCUGGGGCGCGGGGCGGUGGAGCCCGGGGCGCACGGCGAGCCCCCCUCGGGCCGCAAGUCGGAGCCCCCCGCCCUGCCGCCCGCCGGCCAUGUGGCCCCGGUGUCGCCCUACAAGCCGGGCCACUCCGUCUUCCCGCUGCCGCCCUCCAGCAUCGGCUACCACGGCUCCAUCGUCGGCGCCUACGCCGGCUACCCGUCCCAGUUCGUGCCCGGGCUGGACCCCACCAAGCCGGGGCUGGUGGGCAGCCAGCUGCCGGGGGCACUGGGGCUGCCGGGCAAGCCACCCAGCUCCAGCCCGCUCACCGGGGCCUCGCCGCCCUCCUUCAUGCAGGGAUUAUGCCGGGACCCGUAUUGCCUGAGCUACCACAGCGCCUCGCACCUGGGCUCCAGCAACUGCUCCAGCUGCGUGCACGACCCCGGCAGCCUGAAGAGCGGAUACCCCUUGGUGUACCCCACGCACCCCCUGCACUCGGUGCACACCACGCUCUCCUCCAGCGGCACCCCCAGCCUGCCCGGCCACCCCCUCUACACCUACGGCUUCAUGCUGCAGAACGACCCCCUGCCCCACAUAUGCAACUGGGUGUCUGCCAGCGGACCCUGCGACAAGAGGUUUGCCACCUCGGAGGAGCUGCUCACCCACCUACGGACCCACACGGCCCUGCCGGGGGCCGAGAAACUCUUGGCGGGUUACCCUACCUCCGGGCUGGGCUCCGCGGCCUCCUGCCACCUCCACCUCCCGCCCGCCGCCCCCGGGAGCCCCAACACGUUGCCCGCCUCGCUCUCCUUGAGGAGCCCACACACUUUGGGACUAAACAGGUACCACCCCUACGGCAAGAGCCACUUGCCCACGGCCGGCGCGCUGCCCGUGCCCUCCUUGCCGGCCGCCGGACCUUACUACUCCCCGUACGCGCUCUACGGCCAAAGACUCACGUCAGCUUCCGCACUGGGAUAUCAGUAACCCCGCAGCUCCCGAGCCCCAGCCCCCCGCGCCCUCCUUGGACUCUGUAUUUAUUACUGUAUGUUAGCUUAAAGCUGGGAAUAUAAGUGCAUUAUACACCAAUGAAUCAAUGGUAUGCAAAAGUCUGUGUCCAAAAAAAAAAAACAAAAAAAAAAAAAACCCACCCCGAAAAAAAAGAAAAGAAAGAAAGAAAGAAAAAAAAACAAACCAACCCCUCUUUACUUUGCAGGUGUGGGGCUUUGAUUUUUUUUUUCCCCCCUUCUAGUUUCUUUUGAAUAUUUUUUUUUUCCUUCCCCCUUCUUAAUUUCCCCCCUGAGAAAUUCUUGCAUGACUCCUGCCACACAUGGAAAAGAAAAAAAAAAAAAAGGCGUUUUCCUCCUCCCCCUCCGCGUUUAUCGCUCUGGAAUUCUGUUCUCUGCGUUUGUAAUUUGCAGAUAUAACUCUCUUUUUUUGUAAUUUUUUUCCUUUUUUGAUUUUUUCCUUUUUCCGUUUUAAAUUUUUUUUUUAAUUUUUUUUUUUUUGCCUUUUUAAAUUUUUGGUUCUUUUUUUUUUAAAUUCACUUUUUUUUUCCUUUUUUUUUUUUUUGGUUUUUUUUUUUUUUUGCGCUGUGUCCGGGGGCCCCGGGGGAGGGGGAAAUCUGUGGAUGCUGCCGGCUGGGCGAUGGUUGCUCCCCACCUCAAGCCGUGCUCCCCCCGCGGCCGUGCCCCGCCGUGGGGCUGCAGGACCCCGCGUGUGUCCCCCCACGCCCCCAGCCCGGGGGGCUCGAGGAGCGGCGGGCGCAGCGGCAGGACCGGCGGCCCCGGGCGGGCGGACGAGCCCCCGGUAAGUCUGAUUUUGUUAAUAAACGGCUCUUGGUUGUAACCCA
Molecule: messenger RNA, 2550 nt
Organism: Pseudopipra pipra
Lineage: Eukaryota; Metazoa; Chordata; Aves; Passeriformes; Pipridae
Gene: ZNF703
Product: zinc finger protein 703
Exons: 2
Coding region: 93-1685 (530 amino acids)
Biological process (GO): negative regulation of DNA-templated transcription
Cellular component (GO): nucleus
Source: RefSeq, a predicted model, not a curated record